AUGCCACGUGGCCGAGGUUCCCUGUUUGAGACUACUCACCACCACGACUCCAGUCUCUCACUCGCACUGCCAAAUCUCAUUGGGAUGGAAGGCAACAAUCCCAAAGUCACUUUUGAACUGGAGAAUGCCGCACUCUUUCAUAUAAUGCAGCACGGUUUUUUUCAAGAAUAUGCCGUAUCAUCACGUCCGCGAAUAACGAAUCUUUGCGGUGCACCGCAGUGGAUGGCCCGUUUUUGGCAAACCUCCGCUUUACCUGCCGUUAAGUGGUUGCCCACAAACAGAACCUGUGAUCGAACGCAAUCGAUUCCGCAAGCACUCAGCUCCAGUCACAGACGCCUUAAGAAGUUCGUCAAUGGAAUCCUUACUGCACCGGACCAAAAAGGUCGCACAACAUAG
Opisthorchis viverrini is the source of this 396-nucleotide messenger RNA. RefSeq lists its product as hypothetical. The record is from RefSeq and is a predicted model, not a curated record. Bases 1 to 396 code for a protein of 131 amino acids. NCBI's taxonomy places the organism in Eukaryota, Metazoa, Platyhelminthes, Trematoda, Opisthorchiida, Opisthorchiidae. The transcript has a single exon.